AAAUUGUGGCACAUAAAAACUACAUAUCACAUAAUAGUAUCACUCUCAUUUCUUGGCAAAGCACCCUCUUGCAGAUUAGUCUCUCCAUAUUUGAAGCAUUCCAUGAGGCUUAUCCUACACAAACUACUGCUUGCUUUCAUGCACUUGUGGUUGUGCUGGAGUUCUUCCACUCAUGUUCAUGCAGCAGAUGACAGUUUAAAGCCAGGUGAAACGCUGAAAUAUUCUUCACCAUCACUAUAUUCCAAGAGUCGCAAAUAUUUUCUGGAAUUUUUUAGUGUGAGUGAAGCUCUUACUUACUUAGCAAUACGAAGUGAAGAUGAGAUAGUUUGGGAGGGUAAUAGAGAACAACCUGUGAAUCAGAGUGACGUGGUUCUCUCCCUAAACUUCUCAGGGUUUCUGAAAAUAGAAUCUGGAUCUCUGAAAAAACCAAUUAUUCUGUAUUCUCCUCCUCAACCUAUCAACAACACUGUGGCUACUUUGUUGGACACAGGGAACUUUGUGCUUCAACACCUUCACCCCAAUGGGACAAACAUUCUUCUGUGGCAGAGUUUUGAUUACCCCACUGAAACUUUGGUCCCCACCAUGAAGUUAGGUGUUAAUCACAAAACAGGCCACCGUUGGUUACUUAUUUCACAGAUCACCAUUGAGCUUGCGACCCCAGGGGCCUUUAGUCUUGAAUGGGAACCGACGGAACAAGAAUUGAUAAUAAGAAGACGAGCAAAAGUUUGUUGGAAAAGUGGGAAACUGAGGAACAAUAGAUUUGAGAACAUCCCAGGAGAUGCACAAGUAGUGUUGAUCUACACCAUAGUGUCGAAUGAAGAAGAAGACAGCUUCUCUUUCACAUCUACAAAUGAAAACCUUACACGUUGGUGGUCCCUUUCGGAUACUGGGAUGUUAUCUUACAAUAAUAAAAAGCGAUAUGUUGCAAGGGCUGAUCUGUGUUAUGGAUAUGACACAGAAGCAGGGUGCCAAAGAUGGCAGGAUAUACCUAAGUGCAGGAGUCCUGGUGAUGUGUUCACCAAAAAGACUCUACGCCUUAAUUACCAAAAGCAAACCUAUGAUGACAAUCAGAAUAUUAGUCACAGUGAUUGUGAGGCUGCUUGCUGGAGCGAUUGUAAUUGCAAUGCAUUUGCAGAAUAUUUUGAUGAUGAUACUGGAUGUACUUUCUAUAUUUGGAAUUCAUCCAAAGAUAUUAUAGUUGAAGACAGUGUUUAUGGUCAAGAAGUUUACAUACUGGAGAACAAAGGAAACAUAACCCUUCUUCAUCACGGUACAAAAAGGUGGAUAUGGAAAAGUACAAUAAUAGCAACUACUUUACUGAUAACAUGUGCAUCCGUUCUAUUCCUAGCCAUAAAGAAAAGAAAACAAGUUCUUCAAGAGAAGAGAAGGAAAGAAAUGGCGAUGAAAUCAUCUCUACUAGACGAUUUUCGAAAUGAAUUGAAAAAGGGCCACGGUUUAAAAGUAUUCGAUUAUACGUUGGUUAUGGCAGCCACAAAUGGAUUUUCAUCUGAAAACAAGUUAGGACAGGGAGGUUUCGGACCAGUUUAUAAGGGAACUUUGCCAGCGGGAGAGGAGGUUGCCAUAAAAAGACUUUCGAGAAGUUCUGCACAAGGAAUUGUGGAGUUUAAAAACGAACUAACACUUAUAUGUGAACUUCAGCAUAUGAAUCUUGUACAGCUACUUGGUUGCUGCAUUCAUGAAGAAGAGAAGAUUCUAAUUUACGAGUAUAUGCCCAACAAAAGCUUGGAUUUCUAUCUUUUCGACUGUACAAGAAGCAAAUUGCUAGAUUGGAAUAAGCGGUUCAACAUAAUACAACGAAUUGCUCAAGGAUUAUUGUAUCUUCACAAGUACUCAAGACUCAAAGUCAUUCACAGAGACUUGAAAGCCAGUAACGUACUUCUUGAUGAGAACAUGAAUCCAAAAAUUUCAGAUUUUGGAAUGGCUAGAAUUUGUAGCCAAGAAGACUCUAUAUCAAAUACGAACAGGGUUGUUGGGACAUAUGGUUAUAUGUCUCCGGAAUACGCCAUGGAAGGAGUGUUUUCUACAAAGUCUGAUGUAUAUAGCUUUGGAGUGUUAUUGCUUGAAAUAGUUAGUGGACGAAAAAACACUAGUUUUUAUGAUGAUGACCACCCAAUAAAUCUAAUUGGACAUGUAUGGGAGUUAUGGAAAGAUGGAAAGUGUUUUGAAUCAGUGGAUCCAUCAUUAGAGGAGUCAUUUGAUUAUGAUGAAGUGCAGAGGUGUAUUCAUGUUGGUCUCAUAUGUGUUGAACAUUAUGCAAAUGAUAGACCUACAAUGUCUGAAGUUAUAUCAAUGUUGACAAAUAAGAGUGAAAAAGUGUCUUCACCUAAAAGACCAGCAUUCUAUGUUCAAAGAGAGAUGUUUAACAAGAAUUUGUCGUCUACAGAGUUGUGUACUACUUCUACGAUGGAAACUACCACUUCGUCGGAAAUAGGAUGAACUAAUUGUGUUAAGUUCAAAGACUUGAGUGUGUUAAGUUCAAAGAAUAUGUUAACUGGUCUUCCCGUAAUUAAAAUUUUUACAAAGAUUUGUGAAAAUUGUUGGAUUAGCAAGGAAACAGAGCCCUUUUGGGUCAUUCCCUAUGUCAAAAACCAACGAUGUUUUGCAAGUUAUAUACUCUUAUGUUUAUGGGCCAUUCGACGUUCCUUUGUUGGGAGAAAAUAAAUACUUUGUAUUGAUGGUGGAUGAUUUCAGUAGGAAAUUAUGGAUAUACAUAACGAAGGCAAAGAAUGAAGUCUUUAAGAUCUCUAAGGAGUUCAAGAUUCUCGUGGAAAAUCAAUCUGGCAAGAGUAUCAAAGUUAUAAGAUCAGAUGGUGGAGGUGAAUUUACCAAGAUUGUGACAAAAGAAAUGUUAUUGGUAUUGUUGACAACUCUAUUUUUCAUGAAUGAAUCAACCAUUUUGUUUCUUUGGUUC
This is a messenger RNA of Vigna unguiculata (cowpea), 2932 nucleotides long. RefSeq names its product G-type lectin S-receptor-like serine/threonine-protein kinase At1g67520. NCBI's taxonomy places the organism in Eukaryota, Viridiplantae, Streptophyta, Magnoliopsida, Fabales, Fabaceae. The record is from RefSeq and is a predicted model, not a curated record. Gene Ontology annotation, molecular function: protein serine/threonine kinase activity; ATP binding. Gene Ontology annotation, biological process: protein phosphorylation. Gene Ontology annotation, cellular component: plasma membrane.